AAUACAAAAGAAUCGAUUCUUUAAAAGAUCGAUUCAAAAUUGUCAAUCCCCACUGAGCCGUAUCACCGUUGUUUACAAGCUCGCGCACGGCAACGUCAAAGAUGGCGGUGGAAGCGAGGAAUGCGUCGGGCGGAGAGACCACGUGCGCGUGAAUACAGACAGGACGCGGGACGCCACGAGCCCGAGGUGUUGCUUGCCGUACGGACGAUCCGUCUGAGAACAAAACGCGAAUCAUUCGAUCCGUGACACGCGCAUCCGGACUGAAUCGGACGCAUUUGUUCGAGCGGUCUGCCAAAGGAUCUCGCGCCUGCGAUUCGAUGACUCAUCCCUUCGCGAUCGAGUAAUGAUGGUUCCGUAAGAAGAAACGUAAUCGAGACGAAAAGAGCCGUUCAAGUACAGGCAAGCAUGAACGUCUUUAAGGAUCUUCACGACGAGCCUCCUUUGUUACAAGCCAUUUUCCAUGGAAAUGUGGAAGCAGUUCGUACAUUACUAUCACAAAAGGAAGAUGUCAAUUGGCAAGACAAAGAGCAACGUUCUCUUUUACAUGCAGCUGCAUAUAGGGGAGACACUGCUAUUGUAGAACUUCUCUUGUUAAAUGGUGCAGCAGCCAACAGCAAAGAUAAGAAAUGGUUGACUCCUUUACAUAGAGCCUGCUGUUCAGGCAAUUAUAAUGUAGUAGAUAUUUUGUUGAGAUACAAAGUUGAUGUUAAUGUCCGAGACCGUAGCUGGCAAACACCUCUUCACAUUGCAGCAGCAAAUAAUGCUGUGCAAUGUGUAGAACUAUUGAUGCCGCAUUUGUUAAAUAUCAAUGUUACAGACAGAGGUGGAAAAACAUGUCUUCAUCAUGCAGCAUAUAAUGGACACCUUGAGAUGUGUGAAUAUCUAAUACAAUUUGGUUGUGUGGUAAAUGCCUCUGAUAAGAAAGAUCGAAGAGCCUUGCAUUUUGCAGCAUACAAGAGCCACAACGAGAUUGUAAAGGUGUUAAUAGCAAAAGGCGCUGACGUGGACGUUAAAGAUCGAGAUUUGUAUACUCCAUUACAUGCAGCAGCCGCUUCUGGUAAUGUGGAAUGUGUGCAUAUUUUAAUCGAAGCUGGUGCGGAUAUUGAGGCAAAAAACGUCUAUGGAAAUACACCUUUGCAUAUCGCGUGCUUAAACGGAUAUCAUCUCGUGAUCAAAGAACUCAUCGCUAAUCAUGUCAAUUUAGAGGCUGUGAAUUAUCGAGGACAGACUGCAUUGCACGUCGCCGCUGCCAGCGUACAUGGUGUUCAGUGUUUCAAGAUGCUGAUAUACAAUGGAUUGAAAGUUAAUGUUCAAUCAGAAGACGGUCGUACACCGUUGCAUAUGACUGCGAUCCAUGGCAGAUUCACAAGAUCAAAAACGCUAUUAGAUGCAGGAGCGUUUCCAGAUGCAAGAGACAAAAAUGGGAAUACGGCAUUACAUAUUGCCGCCUGGUUUGGUUUUGAAUGUUUAACGACAUCUUUACUGGAGAGUGCUGCGUCUCCAGCUACACGUAACGCACAACAGCGUACGCCUUUGCAUCUAAGUUGCCUAGCAGGACAUAUAGAAGUUUGUAGAAAAUUAUUGCAGCUUGAUAGCAGACGAAUUGAUGCGCGGGAUAUCGGUGGCAGAACAGCUUUACAUUUGGCAGCAUUUAAAGGAUCUGUGGAUUGCUUGGAUUUGCUCUUAUCCAGCGGUGCCAAUUUCCGUCUUGUCGAUAACGACAAUCGAUUAGCCCUUCAUCAUGCUGCAUGCCAAGGACAUUAUCCUUGCGUCUUCACUUUAGUCGGGUUUGGUAGCGAUUCAAAUGCUCAAGACGUGAAUGGCGCGACGCCGUUACAUCUGGCUGCAGCAGCGUCAAAUUCUAAUGCUGAAUCCUAUAAAUGCGUGCAAUAUCUGCUACAGCAUCGGGCAGAUCCGUGUUUACGCGAUAAACGCGGUUUUACUGCUAUUCACUACGCGGUAGCAGGCGGCAAUAAAGCGGCAUUGGAAGCAUUGUUGAACGCAUCGUCACCAUCUUCGGAUUUAACAGCUUCACUUAUUUCUUCGGUCGGACAGGAACCGUCUCUGCCAUCACUCACGCCGAUACAUCUCGCGGCGUAUCAUGGUCACGAUGAGAUCUUACAGUUGCUCCUACCUUUGUUCCCUAAUACAAAUAUCAAAGAAGAUAGUGGGAAGACACCGCUAGAUUUGGCUGCCUAUAAAGGACAUAAACAAUGCAUCGUACUCCUGUUGCGUUUUGGCGCCUCUGUGGCAGUGCAAGAUUUUGUCACGAAACGAACGCCUGUGCAUUGUGCCGCCGCGACGGGUCACGCGGAUUGUCUCGCCCUUCUUCUACAGAACAUGGAUGAUCCUAAUGUGGUGAAUUGCUACGAUUCCAAAUUACGCACAGCUUUGACGUUGGCAGUGGCGAACAAUCACCCGGAGUGUGCGAUGCUGCUGCUGACGUAUAAGGCUGAUUGCAAUCUACCAGACGUUAAUAAACAUACACCGCUGUUUCGCGCGGUAAUUAACGAACGCGAUAACCAGUUAGUAAAACUACUGUUAAAACAUGGCGCGCAAGUGGCUGUGCAAGAUGUAAACGGAAAAACACCAUUACACUUAGCGGCAGCUUGUGGCAGAUUGUAUGCUUUAGCGGCACUCGUUAAAGCCGAUCCGACCACAGCGGCUUUGAAAGACGAUCAAGGAUGUACGGUGCUCCAUUGGGCGUGUUACAAUGGCAAUUCAAACUGCGUGGAGUAUCUUUUGAAUCAUAAUGUGUUUGAUUCCUUGGAAGGUAAUCCAUUCUCUGCUGUACAUUGUGCCGUAUAUCAAGGAUCCGCGCCCUGCUUAGAUUUGUUGAUCAAUAAGUUUGGCGGACAAGCAGUUGCUGCCCCGAGGGAUUCAUCAUGUGGAUUACUACCACUGCAUGUUGCAGCGAGUGCAGGAUCCGUUGAGUGCGCGCGAUUAAUUCUAAACUCCGUCGGGCCGGAACUAGCUGGGCUCGAAACAACCGACUAUUUUGGACGGACACCACUUCUUUGCGCGGCCGUUAAUGGACAGUGCAAUGCUAUUGAAUUACUGCUUGAAUGGAAAGCCAAUGUACGCGCUGUCGACUCUAAUAAAAACACAGCAUUACACCUGGCAUGCCAGAGACGUCAUUCCGCUGCGGCGUCAUUGCUCUUAAAUUGGAUCGAGUCUCUCGGUAACUCUGACACUGAUAAGAACGCAUCACAGUCACAACGCGUUUCCGUUAUUAAUAUGAUCAACAAACAGCAGAGAACACCACUACAUCUGGCAGCAAGAAAUGGUCUUGUGACAAUCACGCGACGAUUAUUACAAUUGGGUGCAAGUGUCAUAGCUGUCGAUGCCGAAGGACUUACGCCUGCAUUAGCCUGUGCUCCAAAUCCAGCAGUGGCUAAGUGUUUAGCCACCAUUCUCGCUGCGCAAGGUCAAAAUGGAGAAACUGCACAAUACUCGCCGGUUAUCCAGCAUACAUUGGAGGUAUAUUUGAAUGGCGUAGACUCGCAACACAGUUCCGAUUCAGAGUUUUACUGACAGCGAGCGUCAGUACGCUCGACUCGUCAAGCGUUUCAAGUGAUGAACUCAAGAUGCGGUAACAUCGACGCUACUAGACUGAUCUGCUAUGGGCUCUUUUCCAUUCUAGCGUAAUUAGUCUUCAAAUUCCGAUAAACUGGAUGAAAUUGCUGCAUCGGCGAAGAUCUCCUUUAGUGACUAGAUUCAUAAGUCAACAAUUGUGACAAUACCGACGUCUGUGCUAUUGAGAACUCAAUAGAGCAACUAAUCGACUGCCAAGAGGGAUACGGCUAUACGUAUGUAUCUUACCAGAGUUAAUUAACAUGUUCAUUGUCCGGAUAUGUACUCUUUAUUUACGUCUAAAAAAGUGUGCUAUAAAUGUCUUUUAAUCAUUUACUCUAAAAUAAUGUUAUAAAGGUGCAUGAUUCAAUGCGAUCAAUUAGUAAUUGGUGGAUAGGUGGAUAAGUUCAAACUUGAUCCUUAUUCUAUAUUUACAAGAUAAUCUCGCAAUUUUUUAGAGUUUCUUGUGAAAACUUAUAAAAAGAUUAAAAGGAUUCGUGUAUAAAGCACUUGAUUAAGAGGUGAAAGGAAAAUUAAGAACAGAAAUCCUCAAUUAAGACUCGAGACAAAAUUAAAUAAAUUUGUACAUAUCUGAAUAGAUAGGUUGAAAGCAUGAUAAAGAGUAAAAAUUACUGCUCUCAGUGAUGCCAGAAAUGGGACGCCGUAAAGUUAGUUGCAAGUACUACAUACUAAAGAGGCCUUAUAUGUACAUACAUACAUAUGUGUAUAUACGUAUGCAUGUAGCUCUUCUAUAGUGUAUGUAACAUAUUAAACCUACAACCAACUUCGGCUAUGUUCUCAUUUCUCGUCUCAUUUCUGGCAUCAAUGUCGUGCAGUGAGGUUCUGCAAAAAAAA
Molecule: messenger RNA, 4428 nt
Organism: Pogonomyrmex barbatus (red harvester ant)
Lineage: Eukaryota; Metazoa; Arthropoda; Insecta; Hymenoptera; Formicidae
Molecular function (GO): protein binding
Source: RefSeq, a predicted model, not a curated record